GGCAACGACAGCGACCUGACGAUUGCUCAGAACACUGCUCCAAACUGUACCCAAAUGUCUCCCUCCAAAGAUUCUUCAUUGCAACACAAACGCCACGCUGGGUUCUUAAGCCUUAUCUUGGUCUUCAUUUCUGCUCCCAGUAUGAGUCACAUGGCUGCAGGAACAGGCGUUCGACCUUGUUGGUUGGAAUUGAAGGCUGGAGCGAGCUAUAAGAGCACCCCAGGAUUGUGCAACUUGAACCGAGUUUGCGGCACAAGAUUUCCAGACAAUUGUAUGCCAGUGGACAUGAACGGAACAAAUUGCCCAGAUCAAAAGUGGUUCGCUAUUCGCAGCUACCAGAGAGGAGUGGACGACGACGGAGACUGCUUCGAAAAUGAGAUUGUGAACAGGGCUGGGCCUCAGAAGCUUGAAUCUUUAGUGGCUGGCUAUUGUCAUCCUCCGGUCUCAGCGAAGCAGAAAUUCGGGCCUGAUGGUCCACCAUAUGCGAAAUUGUUCUGGGAUGACGGUCGUCAACAACCCCUUAUCUAUAACAUUGAAGUCGAUGAUACAACGGGCAAGCAUAAGCUCGUGUUGGGUGGCUGCGAGUGA
Molecule: messenger RNA, 588 nt
Organism: Protomyces lactucae-debilis
Lineage: Eukaryota; Fungi; Ascomycota; Taphrinomycetes; Taphrinales; Protomycetaceae
Exons: 2
Coding region: 55-588 (177 amino acids)
Source: RefSeq, a predicted model, not a curated record